AUGCUGCAGUCAAUGAGGAAAUUUAAAGAAGAGAACAAAUUCAAUAAAUACUUGCAACCGUUAGACAUUAUAUUUAAUAUAAUGAUUUGGCUGUGUGUCCUGAGCGUCACAGUCUGCAGGACUCAGACACAGAACCUGGAAAACGGAUGUCAUCUCUCUCCAGUCAUUAAAUACGGAUUUGAGUAUAAAUAUUCCCAGGAAGGAGAUAUCAUUAUAGGUGGGAUAUUCACAGUGAAUAGUUUUGUGGCAGCACAACGAUAUGUAUUUGGAAUCCAAAUGCUCUUCUGUCUAAGUGCAAACCGUAGAGAAUACAGACAUCUCAGAGCUUUUAUCUUUACAAUUAAUGAGAUUAACAGGAACCCAGACAUCCUGCCCAAUAUUACUCUGGGUUACCAUGUGUAUGAUUCUUGUGGAAGUAAGAAUAAAGCUGUGGAAGAUGUUUUACGGAUAUUGUCUGGACACAAAAAAACAGUUACCAAUUACAGGUGUAUGGAACAUGGUAAAGUAGCUGGGUUUAUCGGAGAUCUCAACUCUCACACCACCAUUGCAAUGGCACAGUUGUUGAAUGUAUAUGGGUAUACACAGAUCAGUUAUGGAGCCAGAGACCCUGCGCUGGGUGACAGAACGAUUUAUCCACAUUUUUUUAGGACAAUUCACAAUGACCAGAUGCAAUUUUUGGCAACUGCAAAAUUAAUAAAACUGUUUGGGUGGAACUGGGUUGGGAUCAUUUCCUCAGCUGAGAGUGGGGAGUGGGAGCUCCAACAGCUGAGCAGACAACUGGCUUCUUACGGAAUAUGUAUUGAAUUCAAGAUUACAUUUUUGGACGAAAAUACAUUUUCAUUUAAUAAAAACAUUAUUGAGAAUACUACUGCUGAAAUUAUAAUACUUUGUGGCACAAAUACCAGACACUUUAUGUAUUUUAUCCGUAGACUAGCGCAAUUUACUGGUAAUAAGACAUUUAUCUUUCCAGCUUUAUGGUCAAAUAUACCAGAGAUUGCAGUGCCCUAUAAGACAAGAAUACCUGUUAACUGCACUCUAGUUUUCUCACUUCCUAUGUGUAACAUUCCUGGAGCACAGGAUUUUCUAGAUGAUGUUAAUCCUCCAGACCUCUCAUCUGAUCCACUAAUGGAGGAUAUCUGGAUAACCAAAUUCCAGUGCAGGUCUAAAAAUGAAAUAAAAAAUUUUGUUAUUCCAUUAAUCAUCAAAAUCACCUUUCUAAACUGUACUUUGGAAAAGAGUCUUCAAGGUUAUUUAAAUUUUACUAGAGAUCCCCUUGCCUACCGAGUGCACAUUUCUGUCUUUACUAUGGCACAAACUUUGCAUGAUAUGUAUUUAAACUUAAACAAUAAUGGAAUUAGGAACAGCUUUGAAAUAAAUCAAUACAAAAUUCACAGAUACAUGAGAAAGGGUCAUUAUAAAGAUGAAUAUGGUAAAGAAAUAUUUUAUAAUGGAAAAGGAGAAUUCUCUUCUCCUUUACACAUACUAAAUUGGAUAUAUAUUGAUGUGGGAGAAGUAACUGCGCAGAACAGUAAAUAUGUAGGAACAUUUGAUGGAUCAGUCCCAGAUAACAAGCAGCUGUACAUUGAACCAUGGAAAAUAAGUUGGAGAAAUGGAAGAAUGCCACAUGGACAAUGUUCUAAAAAGUGUCUGGAUGGAUUCAGAAAAGCACCAAAGGAAGGAUUCCAUGCAUGUUGCUAUAACUGUGUGCCGUGUUCAGAAGGAGAAAUAUCCAAUAAGCCUGACAAUGAACAUUGCAUGAAAUGCAGCAAUCUUGAAUGGCCAAAUGAUUCAAGAAACCAAUGUAUUGCCAAAGCACAAGAGUUUCUUUCAUAUGAAGUGGACACUACAGCCUCAGUGUUUUCUAUCACAGCUGUAUUAUUUUCUGUUAUAAUUGUUUUCAUUAUUGGAUUAUUUAUCUUCUUCCGGACCAGCCAAAUUGUCAGAGCUAAUAACCGGAACCUCAGCUUUAUUCUCCUCAUCUCUCUAAAGUUGAGUUUACUCUGUGUAUUUCUCUUCCUUGGUCGCCCAGUGGAUAUAACCUGCAUGCUGCGGCAGAUCUGCUUUGGAAUCAUAUUUACUAUCGCUGUGUCCUCAGUCCUGGCCAAGACUAUCAUGGUUUGCAUUGCUUUUAAAGCCACAAGACCUGGAAGCUACUGGAGAAAAUGGAUGGGAGUCAAACUACCAAAUUCCUUAGUGGUGAUCUGCUCAUCUGUCCAGGUGCUGAAUGGUGUCAUCUGGUUGUCCGUUUCUCCUCCAUUUCAAGAGUUUAACAUAGACACAUAUCCUGAGACUAUCAUCAUCCAAUGUAAUGAGGGUUCUGUGCUGGCCUUUUAUUUCAUGUUGGGUUACAUGGGACUCCUGGCAGCUGUGAGCUUUGUUCUGGCUUUCAUGGUGAGGACAUUACCUGACAUCUAUAAUGAGGCCAAAUAUAUCACAUUCAGCAUGCUGGUGUUCUGCAGUGUGUGGGUCUGUGCCAUCCCGGCCUAUCUGAGCAGUAAGGGGAAACAUAUGGUCAUUGUAGAGGUGUUUGCUAUAUUAGCUUCAUGUAUUGGGAUAGUAGGCUGUAUGUUUUUCUCCAAAUGCUACAAUAUUCUGAUGAGACCUGAAGUAACCAGAAAAGUUUUGAUGGUGGGGCAUGCACUGGGGAACCUUAUAUUAUGUCCUCAAAAGGUGACCACGCCGCAAACCGGAUCCGACCUGUGGGACAGUGAUGGGGAGUGUUUGCACCCCGAGUUUGGCAAAUUUAUAUAUGGGUUCACCUACAAUAUAAAUGAAAACAAAAUAGAGUUUCUAGAUCUUAUAUUGGAUUCAAGUAUCAGGGAUAAUAGUGACAUAUACAUUUAUAAAGAGACACCACUACCAGACACAACAACACAGAGAUUUUUAUCAAAAAGAAGUAGUGUAACCUACAGAGAAUACAGACAUGUACGAGCUUUUAUCUAUGCAAUUAAUCAAAUUAACAGGAACCCAGACAUUCUGCCCAAUAUUACUCUGGGUUACCAUUUGUAUGAUUCCUGUGGAAAUGAGAAUAAAGCUGUGGAAGAUGUUUUCUGGAUAUUGUCUGGGCACAAAAGGUUAACGCCUAAUUACAGGUGUAUGAAGCAGGGCAAAGUAGCUGGUUUUAUCGGAGAUCUCAACUCUCACACCACCAUUCCAGUGGCACAAAUGCUGAAUGUAUAUGGGUAUACACAGCCCAUAGAGUGCGUGGGGAAAAUCCUUCUGUUUUUCUUGUCUAGAGAAGCACCUGCCGCAGCACCUGAGGAAUGUUACAAGCUUGAUUAG
Messenger RNA from Pseudophryne corroboree (corroboree frog), 3282 nucleotides. Its product is annotated as vomeronasal type-2 receptor 26-like. Gene Ontology annotation, molecular function: G protein-coupled receptor activity. The record is from RefSeq and is a predicted model, not a curated record. The transcript is spliced from 11 exons. Bases 1 to 3282 code for a protein of 1093 amino acids. NCBI's taxonomy places the organism in Eukaryota, Metazoa, Chordata, Amphibia, Anura, Myobatrachidae. Gene Ontology annotation, cellular component: plasma membrane. Gene Ontology annotation, biological process: G protein-coupled receptor signaling pathway.